Messenger RNA from Rotaria sp. Silwood1, 1746 nucleotides. Lineage: Eukaryota; Metazoa; Rotifera; Eurotatoria; Philodinida; Philodinidae. The record is from the annotation of a GenBank genome assembly.
AUGAACAUCAAUAUAUUAAAUAUAAUUGUAUUACUAAUAAUAAUAAAUAGUGUAACAUCUUGUUCAAUAUUUUUAUCCUUAAAUUGUUCUUGUUUUCAAUCUAAUAUUGAUUUAAAUAUAUCAUUACCUAUUAAAAUCUAUUCACAUUUAUAUUGUCAUGGAAAUUCUUUAACUAAAGAUACUUUUCAAUCACCAUUUGGAUUUGAUUUUCAAAAUCAAAAUCGUUUUCGUACGAUUUCAAUUGAAUUUUUUCUUAAAAAUCAAGUAGAAAUAUAUUCAUAUCAAUUUGAUUCUUUAUCAAAAUUAUUUUCUCAAACAAAUAAUGAUGCUAAAAUUGAAUUAUCUAUUCGAUUUAAUCAUUUUACACAUAUUACAUUUAAUAAAUAUUCUUUAACUUCAAAAAUUUUUAAUGAAAAACAUUAUAAAAAACAUUUAUGGUUACAUUUUAUUCCAACAACAUCGAAUUAUAUUCAAAAUGAAUCCGGUGAAAAUAAUUCUACUGCAAUUGAUGAUCAAUUUACAUUUUCUGAAAAUUGUUUUUCUGGAUUAACAGUUUCUCAUUUAAAUAUAUAUAGUUAUAUGACAAGAGCAUUUAUUUCAUCAUCAUAUCCAUUUGAAUUUGUAUUCAAUAAUACAAAUAUAGGUGAACUUCAUUUUCAUGGAUCAAUUAUUCCUCCUGGUCCAUAUUAUCUAAGACAAACAUUUAAAGGUCUUGUUCGAUCUUUAAAACUUCAUCGUCAUGUUGAUAGGAUUGAUUCAAAUUCAUUUCCAUAUUAUUUUUCUGUUUAUUCUUAUACAAUUCAUGCUAUUGAAGCUUAUUCAAUGAAUCUUGAUUCAUUUAUCCCAUUAUAUACUAAUUUACGUGGUUUAGAAUUAAUUAAACCACAUUUUGAAGUUUCAAUUGAUAAAUAUAUUCCAACAUUAGAUUCUUUAACAUUAGAUAUUGAAUAUUUAAAUGAACGAACACUUUUAUCUGGUCAAUAUAUAAAUAAUUUAAAAUUUGGUUCUCGUCUUCGUCGAAUAAAUCCUCAAGUAUUAUAUUAUUUAAAAAAUAAUUUAAAAUAUAUAGAUUUAUCUGAUAUUAAUUUAUCUGAAAUGAUAUCAGAUUCUCGUUGUUAUUUAAUUCAUUUUAUUUAUAAUAAUUAUAAAGAUCAAUUAAAUAUUAUUUUUCCUAAAAUAGAAAAUUUAACUGAAUGUGAUUGUGCUCGACUUAUAUUAAUACAUAUUAAAUAUAUUAAAGAUUAUUAUAAUGAUGAUUUAUUAUGUAAAAAAAAAUGUCGUUUUAGUGAUUGUUCAAUAAUUAGUGAAUAUUUUCGUGAAAUAUAUCCAUUAUUUACAAAUGAUAAACAAUUUAUGAAUAAUUCAAAUGAUAUAAAUAAUAAUAAUUUACCUUCUGUUGAUUUAUAUUCGGAUUCAAUUGAUAUUGAUAUGAUUCAUUUUCUUAUUAAUCAAACAAAUGAACAAUCAAUAAAUAUAAAUCAAAAACAAACAACAAAUACACCUUUAACAAAUUUUCAACAUUCUUAUACAAUUUUAGUUUCAACAGAAGAAAUAUAUUCGAAUUCGAUUGAUCAAGACUUAAAUAAAACAUCAAAAUCUAAAAAAAUCAAAUUAUUCUCUUGGAUAUCAUUAUUAUUUGGUAGUAUUAUUAUAUUACUUUUGAUUAUUAUUAUUUUUAGUAUUAUAUAUUGUCUUGUACGAUAUAGAAAAAAAAAGCAUUUCAAACCUGUUCCUGUUUAUGUUUAG